Ectocarpus sp. CCAP 1310/34 is the source of this 5485-nucleotide messenger RNA. Lineage: Eukaryota; Phaeophyceae; Ectocarpales; Ectocarpaceae. The record is from the annotation of a GenBank genome assembly.
AUGCUCGGGACGGUAAUUGCGCCGCAUCCGCGUAGUUCAAACUGCGGCUCUGGUAUCGUGGGAGCUUCGGGUAUUACUGGCGCACCUGGCCUCGUAACAGAUCGGGUCGUGGAGUCGACCCUUGGCGAGGAAGGUGGAGGAGAAGAAUGGGAAAGCUAUGCAGCCGGCGACUCAUCAACAAUGGAUGCUCCGGGCUUCACAACGGCAACAAAGGCGCUCACGUACCGAGCUCUGUCGGCAGGCCACCCGGACGGCCUCAAUGGCCUCACCAUCGAGAGCAUCCGAGAGAGCUGCCCCUUCGCCCAGGAGCCCGACUCGCCCGAGGCCGACGACUUCUGGGACCACAGCCUCAGCAACGCGAUCAUCAGCCUGGGCCCCCCGGACGAGGCCUCCGGCAUGAGCGCCAGGGACAUCUACGACGUCCUCGAUGGUGUUGGCACCAUCCUAACCUGCUGCCCGGGCCUGCUGCUGGACCCGGGAGACGCAGGCGCCUCCGCGGACAGCGACAGCAGCCGCAGCGGUAGCAGCAGCAGCAGCAGUACUCGCUCGGCGCUUCGGACCUGCGGUCUGCUGGGCGUCAGCAUCGAGGGUACCUCCGGCCUGGCCGCCCCCGCCGGGAAAGCAGAUCUAAACGGCAGCGAGCGGGGUAACGUUGGGUUCGAGCUCACGGUGAUAUUCUCCUCGGUUCUCAGGGCCGCGCGCCUGCCCUCCGUCGCUCUCGACGCGCUCCAUGGAGCGGCAGGGCUCACGAUGACGGACAGGCAGAGAGCGGCCUGGGAGACCGAGAGGGCUCUGGUGUGGCUGCAGCUGGGUAGGGUCGGGGAGGCCGUUGUCGGGCUCAAGAGCGCGCUUGGCUGGGACGCGGGGGACCUCCGGGUUCUGCAGCCGUUGGGCGCGGCUCUUGUGGCUCAGGGGUCCGUGGCGGAAGGCUUCCACUAUCUGCGGGAGGCUGCCGAGCUACAAAAGAGCAGGAUCGCCACCGUGUUCGAACAGAUCGUCCGAAACCAGGGGUUGGAUCCUUCAAUCUUGGAGACGAAGAAUCGAAAGCGGAACUGGAUGGCGAUGUUCCUGGGAUGGGCUCUGCAAGGGAAGUGGAAGAAGCUCGGCGGUUCGGUGCACGUGCUGCGAAGGGUGGACAACUUCUUGAGGAGGCAUUUUUCGGCAGACUCCGAGAUUUCGUUCAUGCUUGGUCGAGAGCUCUCCAAGCGCGGGUUCCAGAAGGAAUCUUGGCACUACCUCACGAGCGCGGCGGCACCGUGGAACAGACAGAUUUACCGAAUCCGAUCAGCCCUGUCAAUCCCGACCGUGGCAAGCAGCGAGCAGGACCUAGCGCUAGCCAUGGCAACCCUGGAGGGUUGGUUAAGGCGCCAGGAGCCCCUUGUCGAGGACCCGCCCCAACCCGCUCGGCGUCAUGGCCACCACACCACGACCACCACCAGUAGCGGUGGUGACUUCGAGACGCCCUUGUCGAGCUGCUCGUUCGGGGCGUUAAACUACCCCGACGUCGCGUUCGAUAGCCUCCCUCUGCUGGCGUUCGCGGACCACCGGUACCCGCGUCGAAAUCGCGGCGGCCUCGAAGCCGACGACGCCGGUUCUCGCCGCUCCCCUGAGGGUGGGGGCGGAACGGGGGACGGCGACAAGGACGAGGGUGUGCCGCCGCGGGGGGUUAGUGGCGAAGUCGACGGAGACGCCUGGAGAAUGCCGGGGUUGGUGGGCCGAUCGGCAGGGAAGGGGUUAGACGAGAACGGAGGCGACGACGCUGAUAGGUUGUCCCUGUACGGGUCGAUCGGACGGCUGUUUUGGAGGCUCUGUCCCGACCUCGGGGCCUUCGUGGCCCCCUGGUUGGAUCGAUAUGGCGGGGCCUCCAGCCUGGCGCCGGAGGCGGACGGGGGGCUCCGCGGAGAGGCGGACGGGAGGGUCAGGGUCGCUUUCGUGUCGUCGCGGUUCGGGAACCACGCCACGACUAAGGCGCUAGCCGCGCUCAUGCGUUUGCUUCCCCGGCAGCAUUUUGAGAUCGCUCUUUGGGGCCACGCUCCGACGCUCGGCAUCGGCUCGAUCGACUACUACGUUGUCCCCGAACCCCUUGUCGCCGACGCCUGGCUGGGAGACGACGAACUCCAGACGGCGAGAGACUCGACAUGCGAGGGGGAAGUACUGGACGACGAAGAGGAGGACGAUUUCCUUUUCUGGGAACGUCCGGCCGGGCCUGAUGGCAGUGGAAACGACGGUGGCAUGAAGCACCGGGGGGUGCGCCACGGGAGUGACGCUACCGCCAAUGACGGAGGGGGUGGUAGCGGUAGGCGCCGUAACGACGCCUGGCAAGGUCGGAGAGACCCGCCGAGGAGCUUCGGGUUUCCGGAACCCCCGACAAGAGAUUUCGGGCCCCCCCCGCUCGAUCCGUGUGAUGAUGACGGUAACGGCGAGGAACGACGGAACGCGUUCCGGGGCCGAAACGGAUUACCGCCGAGGGCGGGGGGGUCGGGGCCGGCGACGGGGGCGGUGGACCCUGAGAAGAAAGUCGGAGAAACGUCUGGGGCAGCAGCGGCGGCAGCGGCGGCGGCGGGGCCGGGACCGGGCGUAGAAGCGGGGGACGGUAGGGCGGGAAGUGCGGGCCGUAGCAGGAUGCGGCUGAAGGUGGGCAUGGCCGCGGCUGCGGAAAUGGAAGGGGGAGAGGACGACUAUGACGACUAUGACGACGAUGACGACGAUGACGACGACAUCAACCUGUAUGGCAUAUUUACCGAUGACGGCGACCUCGUGGACUACGAGAGCCUGGUGGCGACGCUGAAAGCGAGGGGCAAGGGGCGGGAGAAGCUAGAGCGAAUCGUGAGCGCGCUCCUGGACGAACAGGCGCUCCUGGACGAGCAGGAGCAGGGGGGAGACGCGAAUGAGGGCGAGGGGGGGUGGUGGCCAGAAGAAGACCGACAACGAGGCGACGACAGCGUUGCUACAGAGAAUCAGCACGGACAACAUUAUCCGAACGGCGGCGACGUCGAGAUGAGCGCCCGGAUCCACCAGCGCGCGCGGAGCAGAGCCGCACGAGACGAUGCCCAGGACGGUGCGAAGAAGAGCCCCGCCAGGUUGCGACAGGAGGACAUCCUGAGGAGGCACGUGAUAGGCCCCGGGCGCUCGAUCAUCGGCGGAGAGGAAGUCGACGUCGGGCACUCAAACGGCGACGGCAGCGGCGAUGACGGCGACAACACUUUCGGUGGCGGAGCCGCGUACGCCGGUGAUUUCGACGAAGAUGAUGACGACCAAGGGAUGUACGAGGACGGCCUGUUCGUGGACGAGUAUGGCCGCGUCUUCGACGGCGAGGUGUUCGUGGACGACUUCGGCGAAGGUUUCGAUGGCGAGCUGUACGUGGAUGACUUCGGCGAUGCCUUCGACGGGGUCUAUGAGGGUGUUCUCUACGAUGACGACGACGUCGAGGGAGACGGGGGAGGCGUCUAUUUCUUCAGGAACGGUGACAAGCCGCUGGGCGAUGAUGGAGGCUUCGCGGAUGACGAUUAUUUUCAAGGGUACUACGACGGCGAUGACAGGGGCUGCGAUAGGAGCAGCGGUGAUUGGCCACGCCCGUGGGCAGGUUUCGACUACGCCGAGACGGUGGAAGAGCAAGUGGUUUUCUUGGAGAGCUUGGGCGCGUUUGUGCAGCCUCCCGGGUGGGGGGGGCGGCUCGGUAGUGGACGGCUGGCGAGGCUUGCAGACGCUUCGGAGAUAAGACGAAGGCACCUGUUGCCGGAGAUGUCGUCCUUGGCGGUGCUGCCCAUCCCUGUAUAUCACUUCCACCCGGAGUUUGAUGUAGCCGUGGGCAUGCUUCUUGAAAGACACCCUUCGAUCCACGUGGUUGUGGUGGUUGAGGAAACCCCCGCGGAGGCCUUGAGGACGGAGGGGGAGUUCUACCAGCACGACCACCUGCAGUACGCCUCGCCCCCCGUGUGGACGGAGAAGCUGCGGUCUCGUCUUGCUGCUCGCCUGGGCGAGAACAUCUGGCGGGUGCACCUCCUCCCUCCGGUGGAUUCGUGGGACUACUUCGCCAUGCUCGGGGUGGCGGACGUUGUUCUGGACCCGUUUCCCGUUGGCAACCUAUACGCCGCCGUGGACGCCUUCGCCCUUGGAACUCCGGUGGUAACCCUGCCCUCUCGGCAGAGAGCGGGGGCUAGGUACGUGCAGGCGCUGGCGAGCGAUCUCGGGCUGCCGGCUAGCUGCUGCGCGGCGGCGACGCUGAGCCACUACGUCGAUCUCGCGGCAAGGCUCUGCUUAGACGAGGAAUGGGCCGACGAGGUAUCGGACAUCCUCUACGCCGUCAGGGAGUGGGUGUACCUCACCCCGGAGGCGCCACGGGAAAAACCGCACAAGCGGGGGCCUCCACAACCACCACCGGAUCAGUUAUUCGGGGGCGACCACAGCCAAAGAGCACGACAAGGAUGCGGCGGUGCAGACGGCGGUGACCCUCCUCGUGCUGUCCGGAGGGGCGGGCGGUGCUCGGCCUGGGCUCGAGGGCGACGGCACCUCCAAGAGUGGGCCGGGUUCUUGUGGAGAGUGAGCAGGCCGGGCGUUCCGGCAGAGUUUUCCGUGGACUUGCGGCAGGAGGGCGGGGCUACGCGGAAUCAUUACUGUUCCGCAGGGAGGCGGUCAAACGCGUGCGGUUCCUGUGCGACGAGGCGGAGGGCGGAGAAACGCGCUGCGGCGGCGGCGGGGGCGGCGGCGGCGGGAUAACUUGCCCGUCGCUAGGCACAACGGGCUGGAUAAGUUGGCGGUUGUUGUCGACUCCGACGGAGUUCGUGUAUACGUUGCCGUGAAAUGUGUCGUGUUGUUGGUGAUGGCCCCCAGCUAAAUAGUAGGGGUUCGUGGCAGGGCGUGUAAGGAAGCCCUUGUUUUUGUCCUGUACUUUGGUACGGCGGGUUUUCGUAGAGUGUAAAACAUUUCGGGUGUGUUAAGAGUCUUCCAAAGUCCGUGGAGGACAUUCAAGGGUUGGGGAAAAAGUGGGUGCUUGCUUGGGACUCGCCACGAAUGCUUCAGAAUGAAGGUGGAGCUCGAGACGACUUCGUCCGUGAACGGGAAAUUGACCGUGUCUACCCGUAGGUGAGUGUGGUUCGGCGUCUGUUCGCAGUAGUACUCGAAAGCAAGACGUCAGUAUAUCUUUGCUUUGUCUAUUCUAUCCCGGGUAUGUUUUUUUUUGCCAACAGUGGAUAGCCCCCCUCUGAGAUCAAUGGUAUCUCCUUCUGGGAGUGGAUUUGUGCGGAAUUCCGCGUCGGUUCGUGCGGCGUCCUCUUUUUGCUGGAAUAUGCCCCGCUUGCAAGACGGGAUUCUUCAUCGUUUUGUGUCAGUUCAUACAUUCUCAGACGUCGUGUAGUCUUCAUGGUGCUGUAGUUCUCCUGCUUCGCUACGUUCCAUGCUAUUGUUACAGUAAAAUAGAUUGUUCGCGGGUGAGGUGUUGUACUGCCUUGGAAGACAUGCCGGUCUGUUUGCAUCCAGUCGUUGAGCA